Aspergillus candidus is the source of this 1446-nucleotide messenger RNA. Its product is annotated as FAD-dependent oxidoreductase. Gene Ontology annotation, molecular function: monooxygenase activity; FAD binding. The record is from RefSeq and is a predicted model, not a curated record. Bases 157 to 1446 code for a protein of 429 amino acids. The transcript has a single exon. Lineage: Eukaryota; Fungi; Ascomycota; Eurotiomycetes; Eurotiales; Aspergillaceae.
GCGUGUCCGAGGCCAUACCCGGUCCGAGACAGGGACACACAGUAUAUAAAGUACUGGUCCAGAGCCUCGUCAUGAUCCAGCCCAUCAUCACCAUCACCAUCACCAUCACCAUCACAAUCAAACACACCCACCAUCACAAUCAUAAUCAUAAUCACAAUGUCACUCCUCUCAAGCAUCCAAACAACCCUAUCCGCCCACUGCCCCUUCAAAAAAUCCAAGCCCGCCCCCGUCGAGAACAUCGCCAUCAUCGGAGCCGGUCUCUCGGGUCUGACCCUCGCCCUCGCCCUCCACCAGCACUCCAUCCCAUGCACCAUCUACGAAGCCCGCUCCGCCCCGCUCAACAUCGGCGGAGCCAUCAUGCUCUCCCCCAACGCGCUGCGCAUCCUCGACCACCUCGGCGUGUACGACCGCAUCCGCGCCGAGGGCUACGCCUUCGACAAGCUCUACUUCCGCUCGCCGGCUGACCAGCCCCUGGACGAGUACGCCUUCGGCGGCGAGGCCGAGUACGGAUACCGCGGCAUGCGCAUCUACCGCCACGUGCUCAUCCGCGAGCUCUCCGCCAUGGUCGGCGAGGCCGGCAUCCCCGUCCACUACCACAGGAAGUUUGUCCGCGUCGUGUCCGAGACAGACGCCCAUGUCACCUGGGAGUUCGAGGACGGCACCACCGCCUCCGCGGCCUGUCUCGUCGGCGCAGACGGGAUCCACUCCAGGGUCCGCAAGUACCUGUACCCGGAGCUGGAGCCGAAAUUCACCAACGCCAUGGGCGUGACGGCCGCGGUGCCCACGGCGCAGCUGCAGGUGUCGGCGGCGGGCGGCUACGACCUGCCCGUGACGAUCAUGAACAAGCAGCACGGGGCGUUCGUCAUUGCGCCGCAGCAGCGCGACGGCUCCGAGGUGCUGAUCGGUCGGCAGAAGCGGGCGCCCGAGCUGGACCAGGAGGGCUGGAAGCGGCUGAUGGGCGAUAAGGAGUGGUGUGUGGACUUUUUGCGCCAGGGCGCCGCUGACUUCCCAGAGGUCGUGCAGCGCGCUGUGUCGGAGAUCUCGCCGGACACGAUCAACCUGUGGCCGUUCUACGUUGUGCCCAAGCUGGAUUCGUGGAGCUCGGCCCGCGGCCGCGUGGUGAUCUUGGGUGAUGCGGCGCAUGCGAUCCCGCCUUCGGCGGGACAGGGGAUCAAUCAGGCGUUUGAGGACGUGUACACUUAUGCGCUGAUUGUGGCUAAAUGCGAUAGGGACUUUGUUGAGCAGGCGCUGAAGAUCUGGCAGCGGGGACGCCAGGAACGGGUGGACAAGGUGCUGGCGCUGAACGCGCAGAUUGAUAAGCGCCGGAUGCCUAGGCCGGCUGGUCAGGAGGAUGCUGAGGGUGAUGAUAAGCCGUUUGAGCUGGGGUGGUUGUAUAAGCCUGACUUUGAUGAGAUGGUGAACGAGUGGCUUCGCACCUCUUCUUGA